Messenger RNA from Camarhynchus parvulus, 1111 nucleotides. RefSeq names its product MKRN2 opposite strand (gene MKRN2OS). The transcript has 4 exons. Bases 37 to 696 code for a protein of 219 amino acids. The record is from RefSeq and is a predicted model, not a curated record. NCBI's taxonomy places the organism in Eukaryota, Metazoa, Chordata, Aves, Passeriformes, Thraupidae.
UUUCCGGCCGGACGGUUUUGGCCGGAGCGCCGGGCCAUGGCGGUGCUGCGCGUGCGCCACUGCCGCGCGCUCCUGUACUGCCGGCGCGCGCCGCCGCGCUGCCCCGCGUGCGGAGGGGACCUGCGCGGAGCCGGGCUGGCCGCCGCGCCUGUCCGCCUGGACAGCCCCUUCCGGCACGGCCACGGGCAGCCCCGCGCCUUCCUCGUCAGGCCCACCCGCGGCACCUUCCUGGACGGCUACGACGGGCACAGCGACCUGCACGUGGGCAUCAGCAGCUCCCAGGGUGUGGUGUACAACUACGACCAGGAGGGCGUGCACAGGGAUGGCAGGGGCUGGGAGCAGUGCAUCAGCAUCCCCCUGGUGCAGCCAGACAUGUGGGAGCUGCUGCAGCACUGGGACAACCUCCUGGAGGAAUUCUCCUUGGAAGAGGCCUGGCUCCCUCACAGGUACGAGGAGCAGCAGCACAACUGCUACACCUUCGCCUUGGCGUUCAUCAACCGCGUGCGGCAGGGCCGGGGCGGGGCCGCCCUGAGCAAGGCGGAGUUCACGGAGCGCUUCCUGCUGGCCCGCAGCCGGGAGGCCGCCCGCUACCUGCGGCUGCAGCAGCAGCUGGCUCACAGCGAUGUCUACAUCGUGCCCUUGGCUGAGCAGGAGCAGCAGGAGAGCCUGCCUGGGAACCACAGCCCGCUGGAGUAGCGAUGGGAAAGGAAGGGCGCCUCAGGGGUUAAGGUUUAAUGUGGAUAAAAACAUCGUUAACUAAACCCUGCACCUCAGGAUACUGAGCUUGUGCAUUUCAGGGAAGUUACACACACACGAUGUACACACGACAGAGAAUUUCCAUGGGAACUAUUCCUGUGGAAAAAUGUUUUGUGAUUUAACAUUCACUGUGUGCUCUGUUCUGCAAAGACACUUCACACCAGAAAUCAGAACUGCUGGGGAAUUCAGGGAUUUACAGAUGAACUGUGGGAACUUCAGCUGUAGCAAACCAAAAUGGCCUUUUCUGUCAUACUUGUUUACUGAUGAGUGAAAAAGGGAACAUGUGCUUGUGUGCUGCUAAAUCCCAUCCCUGUCUGUUAAUUUCCUUUCCUUUAAUUACUAGUAAAUAUACCAA